UGAAAGAAAUGCAGUGCGGAAGGGAAGGAAUCCCUCUUUCUUUGCAGCAAUGUUAGAGAGGGGGGUUGCACGGAGGGAGCCUGAAACAACAAGGCAUACAAUUGGGAGCGGAGGGGGAUGUUGGAAGAAAGCGAGGACAUGCCUCCCUUUAAGCGCCCACUCCCCAGCAGACUCGUAAAAUCUGAGAAUGCAGUUCUGCCCUGGGUCCCACUCCCAUCUGCCUCCUCCCCUGAGCUGGCUGUGUUUGGGGCCAGAUCUAAGUAUUCCUCGGGAACAUCUGGAUUUCUGGUGAUGAAUUUCAUGAUCUUAAGCGUUUGAGAUGUAGACGCCUAAUAGAAUAGAACUAAGUAGACAAUAGUGAGCUCAAUAGAAGAGAUGGAUUGAUUCCUUUCUCAACCAGUGUGCCUCCAAGAUGUUGCUGGACUACAAUUCCCAUCUUGCCUGACCAUUAGCAAUGCUGUCUGAAGCUGAUGGGAGUUGUGGUCCAACAACAUCUGGAGGCACACUGGUUGAGAAAGGAUGCCAUAAAGCAGCCUUGUCCAACCUUUGGGUUCCCAGAUGUUGCUAGACUGCAACUCCCAUCAGCCCCAGCCAGCAUGGCCAAUGGUCAGGAAUUAAUGGGAACUGUAGUCCAGCAACAUCUGUGGCCCAAAGGUUGGACAAGGCUGCCAUAAAGGAAGCCAUGGACCUGAACUUACAAGAUCUGAACAGGGUGGUUCAUAACAGAUGCUCUUGGAGGUCACUGAUUCACUGGGCCAUCAUAAGUCAUAAUCGACUUGAAGGCACAUAACAACAAAGUGAGCUCAAUGGACUGAUUCAUUAUAAGGCAGCUUCUUCGUGUUUCUUCAUUUGUUCUUUGCUUCAGCUUUGAUAGUUUAAUGUUGAGGUUAUUGUUUCAAUACCAUUCUGCCAGCCCUCCCCAGUUUCCUUUUCUCUUAGAAUUAAAGUCACCGUUUAAUGUAGAAAAACAAAAACAUGGCCCUGCCCUCAUUUUUUUAGGGUAGCCUGGCAGACAAACUGUUUACCAAGUGACGUUUUUCCUGAAAUGGAUGCAAACUGGUGGAAGCUACUUCCCACUCCCUCUUCCUACAUGCCAUGUGCACUGGUGGCCUUUGAGGAGGUGUCCUUGCCUUUCACUAAGGAGGAAUGGGCUCAGCUGAAUCCAGGCCAGAGAACUCUGUGCAAGGAGGUCAUGCGGGAGAUUAAUGAGAUAGCAACCUCUCUGGACAAAGAUUCUUUUGCCCUUAAUCAAUAGCUAUGGAAGGAGAUGGGGGUCAAGACUGAGGGAGAACCAUCAGAAGUAUCACUGGAAAAAGCUGAGGAGCAGAUGCAGGAACAGAAAUGAGGAGUCAAGAUGGAGCAAAGAGACAAGAGGGGAGACAAACACAGACGCCAGGAAAUGAAUCCAGAAACCUCUCCGGGUGCUGCAUAUAAAAUUCAACAGGAAACUGAAUGAAGUAUGAAUGCUUGGAAUGUGAAAAGAGAUUUCAGUACAGCUCAGAUCUUACUUCACAUCUAAGAGUGCAUACAGGGAACAAACCUCAUAAAUGCUUAGAGUGUGGAAAGAGCUUCAGUCAGAGUAGCCACCUUACUUUGCAUCACAGAACUCACACAGGGGACAAACCUUAUAAAUGCUUGGAGUGUGGAAAGAGCUUCAGUCAGAGUAGCCACCUUACUUUGCAUCACAGAACUCACACAGGGGACAAACCUUAUAAAUGCUUGGAGUGUGGAAAGAGCUUCAGUCAGAAUAGCCACCUUACUUUGCAUCACAAAACUCACAGAGGGGACAAACCUUAUAAAUGCUUGGAGUGUGGAAAGAGCUUCACACGGAGUAGCCACCUUACUUUGCAUCACAGAACUCACAGAGGGGACAAACCUUAUAAAUGCUUUGAAUGCGGGAAGACUUUUAGUCAGAGUAGCGCCCUUAGUAAACAUGAAAGAACUCAUACCAAGGACAAACCUUAAAAAUGCUUAAGGGACAUCAAAUAAUCCAUACAAGGGAAGAGCCAUAUAAAUGAUCUGAAUUGAGAACUGUUUACUGCUUCUUUGCUAAACUCCAGGUUUUCCUACUUGAGUUUUGCUUGUUCUGGGGCCUUUGCAGCCCAGUUUGGUUUGUUGCCUUCUCUUCCAGGCAUCUCUUCUUGCUUUGAAGCUCUCCCUUCCUCAGGUUUGAGGCUCUUUGUGGCCAUUGUCCUCUAAGCCGGUCCUUCGGGGCUGGAGCUUUUGCUCAUAUUUGAACAGGUUUGUUUUUCUAGGUUUUAUUUACAUACAUUUCUUGUUUUAAUAUUUUUGCUUAUUCUCAGGUGAGGUUUAAAUUUCAAUAUUUUAUUUUUCCAACCUUUUCCCUUCAUCUCUGUUCUUCUGGAUCUUAGGACCCUACAUUCAACUGGUUCCUUUGAAUCCCUGCUGGCAUAGGAAGUUAUAUUCUUUCUUGUCUUUUUUUCUUAAUAAUUAGGCUAAAUGCCUGUGUAGCUGUAACACAGCAGAGUUUUAACUAGUUUGGACUGGUGGAAGGGGUAUAUGAAAGUAGAGUUACAUAAUAGUUAAAAUUGUUACUAGUUUUGGAUGCCAUCAUUAUUGUU
This is a messenger RNA of Rhineura floridana, 2582 nucleotides long. RefSeq names its product zinc finger protein ZFP2-like. Gene Ontology annotation, biological process: regulation of transcription by RNA polymerase II. Lineage: Eukaryota; Metazoa; Chordata; Lepidosauria; Squamata; Rhineuridae. Gene Ontology annotation, molecular function: DNA-binding transcription factor activity, RNA polymerase II-specific; RNA polymerase II cis-regulatory region sequence-specific DNA binding. The record is from RefSeq and is a predicted model, not a curated record. The transcript has 3 exons. The coding region runs from base 1453 to 1965 and encodes 170 amino acids.